Molecule: messenger RNA, 2373 nt
Organism: Columba livia (rock pigeon)
Lineage: Eukaryota; Metazoa; Chordata; Aves; Columbiformes; Columbidae
Gene: CENPT
Product: centromere protein T
Exons: 13
Coding region: 218-2134 (638 amino acids)
Biological process (GO): mitotic cell cycle; chromosome segregation; kinetochore assembly
Cellular component (GO): kinetochore
Molecular function (GO): DNA binding; protein heterodimerization activity
Source: RefSeq, a predicted model, not a curated record
CGCCGGAACUACCCGCCCCACACUGCGCUGCGCCCCCGCCCCGCCGACUACCGCUCCCAGGGGCCGUCGCGGCGCCCCGCCCCCUCGGCAGACCACUCCCCCUCGGCAGACCACGCCCCCUCGGCAGGCGGGCCCUGCUAACCUCCCCUCCCGUGAAGCACUGCGCGGCGAUCUCGCGAUAAGUGGUGCUGUCGGGAGGCGCGACCGUUACGUCGCCAUGGCCGACAGCGGCCGGCAGGACCGCCGAAGGGCCCGGCGCAGCGACAGCCUCCGAGUGCUGACUGCGGCCAAGGGCCGGACUGUAGCUGAUUCAGGAAAAGAGAAUAAUUCUGGCAGAAGCACCUUACUGAAACAGAGACCGACUGCAUUCCCUGAUCAUGACAAUGACACACCACGGCUUAUGCUCAAGAGAAUCAUUCGGACACAACCACAAGUUUCACCUCUGGUGCCUCAGAUAUCUCAACAUGAAGCAGCAGAAGAAGCUCGACCAGAACUCCCAUCUAAGAGGCCUUCAAGCAUGGGGGAACUGCAACUGCCAGACCUUGUUCCCGAGAGCACAUCUGUUGCCACCUUCCAUAUGACUAAGAAGAGAAAGAAACUCAGCAUUUCUGAAUUUGAGAGAGCAGCAGACAGACGACUUCCCCAGAACCAAGCUCAGUCAACGUUGGACAACACUACUUUGGCUCGAUCUCUUCGCAUGUCUCUUGGUUCCCUGGUCCUACCAGACAGUGUUGAAAAGAGAGGCUUGCUCCGGAGGCCGAAGAAUCGCAAAGCUAUUGAUGUUGAAGCUUUUGAAGGCGGAGUGGAACAGAACAUGCUGAACAGAAAAGCAGAAAACUAUCUUGUGGACUCACCAACAGCAUCUGGGAUUGGAACAGCCAUGCAGACAACAGAUGCGGAAAUCGUGCUGAGUAACACGGAGCUCUUUGUUCAGCCUCAGUUUGAACAGAACCAAAAUAAGCUUUCUGCUCUUGAACUACAGCUAUCAGAUUCAAAAACUUCAGCACAGAGAAGUGAGAUCUCUGCAGCUCAGGAGGCAGCAAGGCCAGUGGGCCUGGUAUCCAGUGUGGGCACAAAUGAGGGAAGGACGGAAAGAUACUCUGAGAAAGACUUAAUUCUUGAUCGUGAGCAUGUUGACGGAACAACUCAUGUAUCUUCUAAACCACCUGCAAACCAGCAAGAAGAUAAGCAAGAUCAUUCCCGGCAGAGUAACCCAAUGAAACAGCUUUUUGAUUCAGAAGAGGUGGUGGUUGGCACUGCAGAGCAUCUUGAAAAUACUGGAUAUUCUGAACAUUUGGAGAAGAAACUGACUAAAAAAGCAGAAUUGCAGAAAACUAUGGCACAGGAUGUGAGAAUGAAAACAGAAAUGGCCCUGUUGGAAGAUGACGGCAUAGCAGAAAGCAGCGUUGGGCACCAAGACUCUGCUGAAGCUGAACAUGAUAUUACCAAAGAUGUUGAAGCUGAAAGUCUGGGCAGGCAUGUCCAUGCUGUUUCCUCCCCUGAAAACUCUGGCAUGAAGCCGUUAAAAGAAGCUGUUGAACAAGCAGAUGAAGACCAGGCUGUCAUGGCAGAAUGGGAUGAUCCAGAAAAAGAGCCUACUGAGGAUGAAGCUGAAGACCCUGAGAGUGAAGAUGUUUCCAUGAAGACACCUGCAUUUGUCCGUGCUGCAGCUGACAAGCCAGUGCUGUCAACUCCACAUUCUGCAAAACCUGCUGCUCCCAAGGGGGCAACUCCACGUUCUGCAAAACCUGCUGCUCCCAAGUCUCCCUCGCAGCCACUGCGGGCCAAGCCAGUGAGGAGGAAAACAAGUGAGCCUCAAAUAGCAAGCAGUUUGAUAAAGCAGAUAUUUAGCCAUUAUGUGAAAAUGCCAGUGGCCAGAGAUGCCUACAAAAUUGUUGAAAAAUGCUCCCAGAGAUAUUUCAAGCAGCUAAGCAAUGAUCUGGAAGUUUACAGCAACCAUGCAGGGAGGAAGACAGUGGAGAUGGCUGACCUGGAAAUCCUCAUGAGAAGACAAGGGCUGGUGACAGACAAGAUGCCGUUGCAUGUGCUGAUAGAGCGUUACUUCCCUCUGGAGUACAGGAAGCUCCUGAUUCCAGUGGCUGUGAGUGGAAACAAAGUGAUCCCCUGCAAAUGACUGUGUCCUCCUGGCUGGGAAGUCGUCUGGCUGCAGGUUGCUCUGUGUGCUGUUUUCCAUCAGUAACCAGUGGGGCACUGUUCUCUAGAACUGAUGCAGGUUGUGCUGUGGCUACUGUGCCAGCCUGCUGGAUCUCACCAUUAUUACAAAUAAUUUUACUAUUCUGAAAUUUUUGAUACCUUUGAAUACUUAUACAGUUCUGAUAAAUAAAAUAUUAUGUGUAUUCUGCAUGAUACAAA